AAUUUAUUUUUUUUUCAUGUUUCCUAGCUUUUCAAAGAUGACAUUAGAUAUCUGCUGACAAUGGAUAAGCUGUGGAGGAAAAGAAAGCCUCCAGUGCCACUGGACUGGGCUGAGGUACAAAAGCAAGAAGAGAACAUAUCUGACCAGCAGAAUGAGAGCUCUGCAGUGUUGAAGGAUCAGCAGGUUCUCAAUGUCAGGAGCUAUGCAGACCUGUUUUCAAAGAGUGUUAAAACCCUGAGUCUUCACCUGGCUGAGAAGGCUGAUGGAGAAGCACUUAUAUGGGAUAAGGAUGACCCUUCUGCCAUGGAUUUUGUCACUGCUGCUGCAAACCUCAGGAUGCAUGUUUUUGGAAUGAAUAUGAAGAGCAGAUUUGAUAUCAAGUCAAUGGCAGGAAAUAUUAUCCCAGCUAUAGCCACUACCAAUGCAGUGAUAGCUGGGCUGAUAGUGCUGGAGGGUUUGAAGAUUUUAUCGGGAAAAAUAGAUCAGUGUAGAACGGUAAGUGGGAAUAAAAUCCAUUUGUUUUCUU
This is a messenger RNA of Cyanistes caeruleus (blue tit), 526 nucleotides long. Lineage: Eukaryota; Metazoa; Chordata; Aves; Passeriformes; Paridae. The record is from RefSeq and is a predicted model, not a curated record.